This is a messenger RNA of Kogia breviceps (pygmy sperm whale), 1290 nucleotides long. RefSeq names its product ybeY metalloendoribonuclease (gene YBEY). Gene Ontology annotation, molecular function: metalloendopeptidase activity. The record is from RefSeq and is a predicted model, not a curated record. Lineage: Eukaryota; Metazoa; Chordata; Mammalia; Artiodactyla; Physeteridae. Gene Ontology annotation, biological process: rRNA processing.
GCGGAGCUUCCGGUAAGCGGCGUCCAGGCCCGGGCCCGCCAGUUUCCGCCCGGGCGCGGUGGGUCCGGCCGCGAUGAGCUUGGUUGUCAGGAACCUGCAGCGGGCGGUGCCCCUGAGGCGGGCGCGGCUCCGCGAGAAGGUGCAGGCGGUGCGGAGAGCCCUGGGGGUGCAGAGGUUUGACCUGGGGAUCGUCUGUGUCGACAACAGAAAGAUUCAGCAGAUUAAUAGGAUGUACAGAGACAAAAAUACCCCAACAGAUGUGCUUUCCUUUCCAUUUCACGAGAAUCUGAAAGCAGGCGAAAUUCCCCAGCCUGAUUUUCCAGAUGACUAUAAUUUAGGAGACAUUUUCCUGGGAGUGGAGUAUAUCUUCCAGCACUGCAAAGAAAAUGAAGAUUACUAUGACAUCCUGACUGUGACUGCCACCCACGGGCUCUGUCACCUGCUGGGCUUCACACACAGCACGGAGGCCGAGUGGCAGAAGAUGUACCAGAAGGAGAAGCAGGUUCUCGAGGAGCUGAGCAGGUACACAGGGACCAGGCUUCAGCCCCUGAGCAGGGGCCUCUUCUGACCAAAGUGCCACAGUGUGGGGGAAAAGUGGGUCUCCCUGGGCCCCUGGGAUCAGGGCCCCCCACGCUGAGGUCCCUGUUGGCCACUGCUGUCCUGUGGGGCUGCACAAGUGCCAGCCCCAGCAGGCGCUGAAUCCCACAAGUGGAACUUGCCUCUUAAAACACGAGAGAAAUUUCCACUCAUUUCUUUGUUCAGGACACAGUAGGUGUGUUAUUUUCAGUGUUGUAAAUAAAAUAGUUCCAAGUGCUCAGGAUGCAGAGGUGGGGCGUGUCAACAGCCUCCUCCCUGGGGCUCUGCCUUUGACAAAGAGGCAUCUCCCACGUCUGCACCCCUUCAGGACAAAUCAAGCAGCCCAGGUGGGCCUGCCCCCACUUCCCGUUGGAAUCCUGCUGGAUUCCGUCCUGUCCAGCUCUCAGGAGCACUGGGGCCUGGAGCCUUUGCUUGGUGCCUCUGCAAGGUGAGGAACAAGGCUGACCCUCGAGGUGGCCGCAGGGCCAGGCCUACCGCCUGCAGGGCACCCUCAGCACGCCUCCUGCCAUCACCCACCCCUACCCAUCGGUCCAGGUCAGGCAGUUGCUCACAGACUGUGCUCGAGUCCUUUGCCGUGGCCCUGACAUGGCAGAGCUCCGACUGCCACGUCCCAUCCUCCUGUAGGAAAGCCUCCCUCCUGUCGGUAUGUCCUGCCGUGUGAAUAUGAAAAUAAGGCCAGGAAUUUACCCCAGA